AAGAGUAGCUAGUGGCAUGGGCGUGGCAUACAGAAUUAGAAGUGACGACCACUUCACUCCACACAACGUACCCAUCUAUUAUAUUAUUGUGUAUCUCGGCUUUUGGUCUAAGCAUAGAGAAAGAAAAUAAGCAUAUGUUGUCAUUAAUCGUAGUGAGUAGAUAAAGAUGGAGAGCAGGUUACCAGUUUUAGACGAUGUUGAACAGUUUUUGAAGAUGUAUUAUGUUCCGAUUGCGUCUGUACUUGCAACAGGUUUGAGUUUGAUGUUGCUGAAACGAUACUUUGCUGGCGGACGAUGUUACAGCAAAGCAAAAUUGACAGGAAAAGUUGUGAUAGUCACAGGAGCUAAUACUGGCAUUGGUAAAGAGACAGCAAAAGAUUUAGCACAACGAGGGGCAAAGGUCAUCUUAGCAUGCCGUGAUGUAGCCAAAGGUGUGAAGGCAGCAGUAGAAAUUGGUGGUGAAAACAUUGAGGUCAAGAAACUGGAUUUGUCAUCGCUGGAGUCUGUGCGAUCAUUUGCAAAAUCAGUUAUCGAUAAAGAACAAAGAUUGGACAUCCUCAUUAACAAUGCUGGUGUUUUCAUGUGUCCACAACAAGAAACAGCAGAUGGAUUUGAGCUGCAGUUUGGAACCAAUCAUCUUGGUCAUUUUUUGCUGACCAACCUUCUGCUGGACUUAAUGAAGAAAUCGGCACCGAGCCGAAUCGUGAAUGUGUCAUCGGGAGCUCAUAUGCUGGGGAAAAUGCAUUUUGAUGAUCUUAACAUGAAAGAUUGCUAUACACCCGGUAAUGCUUACAACCAAAGCAAGUUAGCAAAUGUAUUGUUCACAAAAGAACUGGCGAGACGACUUAAAGGAACUGGAGUGACCUGCUAUUCACUUCAUCCUGGUGUUGUGAGAACUGACAUUGCACGCCACCUUUUUGUUGGCUUGCGUGCAGUAGUUUAUUGUGUAUCUUUCAUCUUUUUCAAGAAUUCCAAAGAUGGUGCACAAACAACAAUACACUGUGCUGUUGAAGAGAGUCUAGAGAAUGAAACAGGCUUUUAUUACAGUGACUGCAAGAGAGUGAAGGCAUCACGAAAAGCACAAGAUGAGGAGGCAGCAAAAAAGUUGUGGGAUAUGAGCGCCCAGAUGGUUAACUUGGAUGUUAAAGAAGACUAGAAACUUGUAAGCUAAGUUUAUGGUGCCCCUUGAAGUCAACUGACAUCAACUGACCUUUGGCAACUGGCCAAAGAUUAAGAACAAAUCUGUGAAAAGAAUGGUCUGGGGCGACAUAGCACUCUUGUGUUGGGAAGUAACUGAAGAAUCAGCAAAGCACUGACCAGCUCAUGUUAUACUAGAUCCAAAGCAACUUGGAACAAGCAAUACACCAAUUCUGCUACAUUCAUGUACGGUUAUGUGAUGUAUAGUGGGUAUAAAUUGUAAACAGGCAGCGCGAGUAAUCGGUAAUAGGAAAACGUGUGGCUUCUUCAGAGUGUCUCUGCUGUAAACCACAUAUUUGAAGUUGAAUAAUGUUGGUUGGAAUGCCAGUAAACUAUACCAAAUUUUAUUAGAAAUUGAACAUAAUGGUUUGCUAUUGCUCCAAAAGUUACUGGCCCUAAACAUUGAGAUUUUUCGGGAAAUGCUAGGCCUAGGCUAUGCUACAACAUGUUUAGUAUGCACAAGUCUUUGAUUCGCGAACGAUUUCUAGGCUAGCUACGGUUUACUGAGGAUCACAUAAAUUCGAAAGCAUGCAGAGCACAGAGACAUUAGAAUAAGUAAAUAAACGCUAUUUUGAACUAUCAUAUUUCUUUUUUCCUUGCCAGUUAUUUCUCACGUUAAUAGUGGGCAGUUUUCACAACCAUAUCAUUACCCUUUCUUAUACUUUCACACUGAUCUCACUGUAAGUUCUUCAUAAUUAUACCCAAUAUAUGUCACAUGACCAGUAGUAAACAAACCUUGCUGGAUUGGUGUAUUGAAAUUUAUCAUGUGACUAAUAACCCAGCAAAUAUAGUCUGCUUGCUGUGUGUGCGCUGCAUUACAACUAUUUAUAGAUAAUCUACAGUUGAAAGCGACAAAAGCACUCUUGGCAACUAGUAUACAAAUAUUGACUGUUCAUGAGGGGAAUGGUGAAUCUAUUGCCCCGAGGUAAUGUGGAGACCAUAGCCUACCACCUUCCUGAGGCAGUCCGAGGGAGGAGGGUAGUAGGCCUUCACGUUACUGAGGGACGAUAGAUUUCACUGUUCCCCAAAUCUAGAGCAGUCAAUAUUUGUUUUAUAUACCUCAUACAUAGAUUCUACAAUGCCUACAAAAACUUCAAUAAUGAGUACCCACCAAGUAGGCCUAGCCCAGGCCAUAAGCCUACUUCCUAGGCCUGACCAGUCAAAGGUCAAUUUCUCUUGUCGUAGAGGUCGCAGUGUAUGGGGCUUGAAGAUUACAUUGCGACAGGGCAAAAAAAUACUGUCAUUUAAACGUGAUAGUACUUUUUUCCCCAGGAAUCUAUGAACUAUCAUUCAAACCUACGUUGUGGGGGGAGUGAUGGUUGAAUACCUGCUUUUUAACCUAUCAGAUGCCUAGAAUUUAUGUAUGCAGUAUAUGGUUCUACCUAGUCGUUUGCAGUUCUGUGUAGAUGCACGAUAGUUGGUAGAAGUCAACAUGAGUAUAAGCGUCAAGUUUCAACUAGUUGAAUUUAGUGGAGUCGCAAGGGGCGGGUUGAGCUUAGCUUUACACUUCUAUUCAAAUACAUAUUUUGAUUAAUGAUGUAUCAGGAGAAAGUAGGGUAGAUGAAUGCUGGUUGAUAAGCCAAAACUAGAAUUAUGUUACAUUCCUGUUACAAUAGAUAUUUUUGUAAUGUAUGAAACUUAUUUUUGAAAAUUAUAUUUGAAAACAAAUGAAUUUUUAUUGCACAUGUGUAUUAAAAUUUAGAAAAUGUAGUAGCAAAAUUAUGGAGUAUAAACACUAUGUAUAUGGCAAAAAAUGGUAUAAAAGUUAAAUAAUAAAUAUAAUUUGCUAUGUUCUUUAGUUUAAAGCUUAAAACUAGCUUUUCGAUUGUGCUAGAUGAUGUUUAAACGUGGCUGGAGGUAAUAAUGUAAAGCAGAUAGAGGCUGUUUAUUGCAAUAUGCCCUAUAUACUGGUACUGUAAUGAUUUGAUUUACUUCUAUUUCAGUGCAAGUGCCAAUAUGAAAAUGAAAAAUAACAUGAUGAGAUAUUACAAUAAUUAUUACAAUAAUUAUUAUAUUUUUAAAUUUUUACAUGUAAUUGCAUUAUAUUCAAUCAAUAAAAUUUUAGAGAAUACGGUUAUAGCAUCAUGUUGCUGUGUUGGAGCACUAUUUUAAUUAUUUAUAUGUUUAUGCUGUGUUUACGGUACUGUGCAGCACACUUGCUGUCUACAAGCUAGUUGAAUUAGCUUUAUCAUAGCUUCACUAUGGGUGAGCUCAAAAGUCCAGUCCAGUACCUGGGGUUAGGUAUCCUCACCUAUGAUGAUGUCAUAUAGGUAUAUGUGGUCUAGCAGUAUAGCACAUGCCUUCAUAGCUGCGGUUGCAGGUUCAAAUCUGCCAUACAUCUUUUUCAUACAACGUAAAAAAAACAGUCAUAAAACACUUCAUAAAACUUAUGUUUACAAGUUAUAUUAUUAAACACAAUUAAUAUAUAAA
Molecule: messenger RNA, 3627 nt
Organism: Anneissia japonica
Lineage: Eukaryota; Metazoa; Echinodermata; Crinoidea; Comatulida; Comatulidae
Product: retinol dehydrogenase 12-like
Exons: 6
Coding region: 167-1156 (329 amino acids)
Source: RefSeq, a predicted model, not a curated record